Molecule: messenger RNA, 2616 nt
Organism: Neoarthrinium moseri
Lineage: Eukaryota; Fungi; Ascomycota; Sordariomycetes; Amphisphaeriales; Apiosporaceae
Exons: 4
Coding region: 1-2616 (871 amino acids)
Cellular component (GO): plasma membrane
Molecular function (GO): calcium-activated cation channel activity
Source: RefSeq, a predicted model, not a curated record
AUGGAUUCACAGAUAGUCCUCUCUCAUGGGAGUGCAUGGGAUGCACAGCAGUCGUCCGCGUCGCAUGCUGCAAGCAGCGAUGACGUCAGUGCAAAUGCAGCAUCGCUACCAGCUGUUGUGGCAGCUUUUAUACCAUCAUUCGUCACGGCAGUCUUGUUCAUGGUGAUCUUCGUUGUGAUCCGAAAGCCGUUUCGAAGAAUCUACUCUCCUCGGACGUACAUUGAUCUGGUUCCCGAAAAACACCGAACUCCGUCCGCCAGUACUUCGCAUAUCGACUGGAUCAGAGCCUUAGCCAAGCUAGACGACAAAUUCAUCCUGGAGCACUCUUCCCUGGAUGGCUAUCUAUUUUUACGGUUUAUGAGGACACUGAUCUUCAUCUGUUUCGUGGGGUCAUGCAUAACCUGGCCAAUCCUGUUUCCGGUGAAUGCCACUGGCGGCGGGCGAGCUUCUCAGCUGGAUAAGCUCGGCUUCGGGAACGUUAGUGAUCAAUCGAGACUAUGGGCUCAUGUCAUUGUUGCCUGGGUUGUCUAUGCCUUUGUUAUGUUCCUCGUUGCUCGGGAAAGGCUAUGGCUGGUCGGACUGCGGCAAGCAUGGGAACUAUCGAAAGCCAAUGCCUCGAGGCUUUCCUCGCGUACCGUGCUGUACCUUGACCCACCAAAGGUUGCCCCCCUGGACGGUGACCUGCACCUCAACUAUGGCCAAGAGGCACGAAGACAAUGGGUCAUAACGGACACAGGAAAGCUGAACGUUCUUGUCAGCACCCGAGACUCGACAGCUAACAAGCUUGAGUCCACAGAGGUCUCAUACUUGAGAAAGGUGAAUAGAAAAAGGGCUAGAAUGGCCAAGAAGCAAGGUUCCGAUGCUAUCCUUUCCGAGGACGCCAUUACAGAGCUCCGUCCAAUCCACAAAGACUACUACGUUUUUGGCAAAAGAACUGAUGCAAUUGAUCAUCUACGCCAUGGGUUGCAAGAGGCUGCUAGGAAAGUCGAAGAAAACCGACAGUCCUGCACAGCAGAUAUUCAUCAUAACCGCAGUGCAGUCUUUGUUGAGUAUGAGUCUCAAGCAGCAGCUCAGCGAGCAUACAAGGGAAACACCACCUCACACAUAAUGAAGCCACCGAACAUCUCCAUACCAUCCAGGCUCAUCGGCGUUCCUCCCAAGGAGGUCAUCUGGAAUAAUCUCGCCAUCCCACAUGCGAUUCGAAUAUCCCGAAAGUCCGCAGCGAAUGUGAUCAUCGCGCUUCUCAUAUUCUUCUGGUCCUUUAUAUCAGCCUUCGUUGGAUCGAUCUCGAAUGUCAAUUACCUGAGUGACAACUUUGAAUGGUUGCGUUGGAUACAAAACCUGCCCGAUCCUAUUCUCGGCCUAAUGACGGGCUUGUUGCCACCAUUGAUCACAAGUUUGCUUUCCUCUUACGUACCAAUAUUCAUGAGAUACAUCGCCAAAAAGUCCGGAGAGCCGACAACCGUAACUGCUGAAUUACAAGUCCAGAACUGGUACUUUCUGUUCCAAGUCAUUCAGAUCUUCCUGGUUACGGCGCUCUCCUCUUCCGCCACUGCAUUUAUCCCUGAAAUCAUUUCGCAGCCUCACCAGAUUCCGUUGACUUUGGCUAAAAACUUGCCGAAGUCUUCGAAAUUCUACUUGACGUACUUCAUCUUGCAAGGUUUGGGCUCGUCAGCGAAGAAUGUUCUUAACUACUCCGAUCUUUUCCAAUAUUAUUUUUUCGACAGGACUGUGAACAACACACCCAGAAAGAAGUACAGCCAGUAUACCAGUCUCAAAGGUAUCAGUUGGGGCAAGGUGUAUCCAAAGUUCACCAAUUUCGUCAUUAUCGCUCUGGCAUAUGCAUGCAUAUCGCCCCUCGUCCUAGGGCUGGCUUGUGUCGGCCUCACACUUUUCUAUGCCAGUUAUCGUCACAACUUAUUUUUCGUCAUACAGCCCAAGCUGGAGACCAAGGGAAGGUGCUAUACUCGCUCAUUGUCACAGAUAUUAACCGGUGUGUAUGUGGGAGAGCUGGCACUGAUCGGAUUGAUGGGUCUCCGCAAAGCAACUGGACCGUCGAUUCUGAUGGGCGUGCUUUUUAUCGGCACCAUUAUCUACAAUCAUGUUAUGAAUCGGUAUCUGAAUCCACUGGAGGACCGCCUCCCUGCCAGACUACUCUCUGAGGGGAACGACGAGGCCGAGCCGCUCCUGGCGGCGGAGGAGGGGGAGGCUAGCUUGGACGAGGCUCGUGAGCGAUCACGUUUACAGCAGAUAGGGAGAGGCGCACACAUCCCGCAGCAGCUUCUUGAUCCAUUCGCCCGAUUCUUCGAGCCGCACAUUUACACUUCGCACAAUAUUAUGAGGGGCUACCUCAAAUAUUCGGACUUGGACGAGCCUAAGUAUAAAGAUGAGGACCUGGAAACGGCCUAUGCAAACCCGAGCCUUACUUCUAAGACGCCAAAGAUAUGGCUUCCAUCCGACGACGCAGGGCUGAGCAAGAAGGAGAUCCAGGCCAACUCGGAGGCUGAUAUUGCAACAACAGACUAUGGAGCGUGGCUUGAUGAGAAAGGGAGAGUAAGAUUUGAUGAGGAGAAUCUUAGACAACUCCCAGUAUGGAAAGAUGCUGUGCCAUACUAG